AUGGAUCCCCAGCCCGGCUGCGUGGUGGUCACGGGUUUUGGGCCCUUCCGGCAGCACCUGGUGAAUGCCAGCUGGGAAGCGGUGAAGGAGCUCUCCAAGCUGGGCCUGGGUGGUGACUUGGGAGUGGAGCUGCGGACUCUUGAGCUGCCCGUGGACUACAGGGAGGUCAGGAAGAGGGUCGCUGGGAUCUGGGAAGACCUACGACCGCAACUCGCUGUGCACGUGGGCAUGGAUGCCUCCACCAAGGUGAUCAUUCUGGAACAGUGCGGCAAGAAUCGCGGCUACUGGGAUGCGGACGUGCGGGGCUUCCGGCCGGAGGAUGGCAUGUGCCUCCCAGGUGGUCCGGAGGUGAUGGAGUCUGUGGUCAGCAUGAAGGCGGCCUGCAAACACAUCGCCCUGGAGGGUGUCGACGUGGCCUUUUCCCGAGAUGCGGGCAGGUACAUCUGUGACUACGCCUACUAUCUGUCCCUGUAUCUGGGAAACCGCUGCGCGGUGUUGGUCCACGUGCCACCCUUGUCGCGCUGUCUCUCUGCCCACCUGCUGGGAGAAGCCUUACAGGUUAUUGCCCGGGCACUGUUGGAGCAGAGCUCCACAGCCCGUGCCCAGGGCCUGGCUGGCAGAACACACGGCCACAUGGAUUCUGACCAUGGAGAAUGGCCGGGUGUGUUGUUUAGUAUGUUGCGGGCAAUGACCAUCACCACCCAUCCCUAG
Molecule: messenger RNA, 711 nt
Organism: Ochotona curzoniae (black-lipped pika)
Lineage: Eukaryota; Metazoa; Chordata; Mammalia; Lagomorpha; Ochotonidae
Gene: PGPEP1L
Product: pyroglutamyl-peptidase I like
Exons: 6
Coding region: 1-711 (236 amino acids)
Biological process (GO): proteolysis
Cellular component (GO): cytosol
Molecular function (GO): pyroglutamyl-peptidase activity
Source: RefSeq, a predicted model, not a curated record